Messenger RNA from Phlebotomus argentipes, 1114 nucleotides. RefSeq names its product cuticle protein 8-like. The transcript is spliced from 3 exons. Gene Ontology annotation, cellular component: extracellular matrix. Bases 92 to 673 code for a protein of 193 amino acids. NCBI's taxonomy places the organism in Eukaryota, Metazoa, Arthropoda, Insecta, Diptera, Psychodidae. The record is from RefSeq and is a predicted model, not a curated record.
UUCUAGUUAUCAGUCACUUGAGCUCAAUCCCAGAGAUCAGUUCGCAGUUUUCCUCUUGUGAAGUUAACACUUAACACUCAAAACAAUCGAAAUGGCUUUCCUGAAACUGGCCGUCUGCCUCGCCAUCGUCGGUGUUGCUGCCGCUUCCGUCGCUCCUCUGGCCCACCCUGGCCUCGUUGCCAAGGUUUACGAUGCUGGCCACUACGCUGGUGACUACUACUCUCACCCACAGUACAACUUCGACUACGGAGUGCACGACAGCCUGACCGGAGAUGUCAAGUCCCAGCACGAGGCCCGCGAUGGUGAUGUCGUGAAGGGACAGUACUCCCUGGUUGAGCCCGAUGGCUCUGUGCGCACCGUCGACUACCACGCCGAUGACGUGAACGGCUUCAACGCCGUGGUGUCCAAGAGCGCCCCCGCUGUCCACGCCGCCCCCGUGGUUGCCCACGCUCCCGCCGUGGUCGCUCACGCCGCUCCCGCUGUCGUCGCUCACGCCCCAGCCCCAGCUGUGACCGUGGCCCGCACCGCCUACGCCGCCCCUCUGGCCGCCCCUCUGGCCGCCCCCCUGGCCGCUCCCCUCGCCUACCACGGCUACCCCCACGGCUACGCCUACGGUGCUGCCCCCUACCUGAGGACGCCCUUCUCCUACGGCUACGGAUACCACCACUACUAAGCGCGCUCGCUCCCGCACCCUCCACCCACCCGAAGCUGCCAUUUAAUAUUUAUUCCCGCGACCCCUCCUCCGACUCUAUGUUUCUUGUGACUAACCUCACCCUCUGAACCUCCCCAACUCCGCGCUCAAGCUCUAACUCCCCGUCGAGAUGCAGAAGUUUUCCCCGUUGUUUGUGUUCCUCACGCAAAAGACGCCUGAAAAAGUGUCCACUGCCAAAUAGCCGUUUGCGAAUAAAUCAUGUGUAAAGUCUUUUCUUUCGAUAUACGUGUUAAAUGUCAGCUUUUCAAUGUCACGAAGAAAAAAUGCGAAAAAUGGGAAAAAAGCUCAAUACCUGUCUCUGGAGACAAAUAGCGGAAAACAUGUAUUUACACUGUAUAAAAUUUUUUAAAUGGAAAUCGAAAUGGAGCAAUAAAUGAGCCAUUUUCACAAUUACAAAUCAAA